Messenger RNA from Dermacentor albipictus, 642 nucleotides. RefSeq names its product formin-binding protein 1-like. NCBI's taxonomy places the organism in Eukaryota, Metazoa, Arthropoda, Arachnida, Ixodida, Ixodidae. Gene Ontology annotation, biological process: signal transduction. Gene Ontology annotation, molecular function: protein binding. The record is from RefSeq and is a predicted model, not a curated record.
AUGGUCAUCAGGAACAACAUUGAUGAAUUCAAGCAUAACUACAGCAAUCUGCCUCCAAAUCAGCAGAGAAGAAAGCUGCUGCAGGAGCUGGACAAGACACGAACACAGAUUGACAGACUGACGCAAGCUAGAGAGGGCCUCUACAAGCUGCAGGGUGCAUAUGAACAGAAUGCAGCUCUGGGAGACCCUCAGACUAUCCAGGGAGAAAUAAAUGACAUUGGUGCCAAGCUUGAGAAGCUCCAAACAGAUUUGGAGAAGUAUCAGAACAACCUGACAGAGGUGUCCAGCCAGACGGGAACUCCCGAUACACAGAAGCGCUACGGUAGCAGCUUCUCGGAAGGCUCAUUGUCGCGCAGUGCCUCUGAGUCUAGCGUCUCCAAUAACCACCAGAACAACAACAAAGGAGCUCCAAUGCCCAUCACAGCGGAUAACAACACGGCCUGUCGUCCGGAAAGUGGCCUUGGAACACGUCACACAGCCAUCCCUGAUGGCGAUGCGGAAUUUGAGGACCAUGACUACGCAGAGGUCUCAUUUGAGCCAAACCUCUUGCCACCUCUUGGUCGGGCGGUGGCCAUCUACACUUUCGGUGGUAAUGGCAUUGGUCUUGGUUUGGAAUGCUUUCAUUGAAUUUUACUUCUCAGU